AUGGGGGCCGGCGGGGUCUCCCCCCGAGGGCUGCUGUGGCUCCGCCUGCUGGGCUUCGUCUCUCUGGCGUCGGCCCUGAACCCGGACGACCCCAACGUGUGCAGCCACUGGGAGAGCUAUGCAGUGACUGUGCAGGAGUCCUACGCUCACCCAUUCGACCAGGUCUACUACACCCGCUGCACCGACAUCCUCAACUGGUUCAAGUGCACCCGACACAGGAUCAGCUACAAGACGGCGUACAGAAGGGGCGUGAGGACGAUGUACAGGAGGCGCUCUCAGUGCUGCCCCGGCUUCUAUGAAAGUGGAAACCUUUGUGUUCCCUUGUGCACUGAGGAAUGUGCUCACGGACUCUGUGUCUCUCCGGACACCUGCCAGUGUGAGCCGGGCUGGGGGGGGCGGGACUGCUCCAGUGGCUGUGAGAGCGACUUCUGGGGGCCCCACUGCAGCAACCGCUGUCAGUGCCGCAACGGGGCCGAGUGCAACCCGAUCACCGGAGCCUGCGUCUGCACCGACGGCUUCCAGGGCUGGCGCUGCGAGGAGGCCUGCGACCUCAACCUCUACGGCAAGGACUGCCAGCUGGAGUGCCAGUGCCUCAACGGCGCCACCUGUCAGCAUCAGACCGGCGAGUGUCUGUGUGCGCCGGGAUACACCGGGGCCUUCUGUGAGGAGCCGUGUCCUCCCGGUAAACAUGGCUCCCUGUGUGAGCAGCGAUGUCCGUGUCAGAACGGAGGGGCGUGUCAUCACGUCACCGGAGGCUGCUCCUGUCCGGCCGGCUGGGUGGGCCCCGUCUGCGCUCAGCCGUGCUCCUUCGGCUCCUUCGGCAUCAACUGCUCUCAGGAGUGCACGUGUCGCAACGCCGGCCUGUGCGACCACAUCAGCGGUCAGUGCCAGUGCACCGCCGGCUACAUCGGAGAGAGAUGCCAGGACGAAUGCCCGGUCGGCACUUACGGGCCGCAGUGCGCCCACAAGUGCGACUGUCAGAACCGGGCCAAGUGCUACCACGUCAACGGGGCCUGCCUUUGCAUCGAGGGCUUCAAGGGGCCCAGCUGCCGGGACCGCUUCUGCCCCGCGGGCCUGUACGGGCUCACCUGUGACCGGCACUGCCCCUGCAAAGCUGCCAACACCCUCAGCUGCCACCCUCUGUCGGGGGAGUGCACCUGUGCGGCGGGAUGGGCGGGGCUCUACUGCAACGAGACGUGCCCGGCGGGUUACUACGGCGACGGCUGCAGGGAGCCGUGCACCUGCGCCAACGGGGCCGACUGUGACGGCGUGGCGGGCGGCUGCCUGUGCGCUCCGGGCUUCAUGGGGGACGACUGCUCCGUCAGCUGUCCCGCCGGCCUCUACGGGACCAACUGCACCUCCUCGUGCUCCUGCCACCACGAGACCUCCUGCUCGCACGUCGACGGCUUCUGCUUCUGCAGAGAAGGCUGGCAGGGCGUGUCCUGCUCCACCCCCUGCCCCCCCGGCUCUUGGGGGCUGAGCUGUAACCAGACGUGUCUCUGCAGCAGCGCGGCGUCCUGCGACCCGGCCACCGGCUCCUGCUCCUGCUCUCCGGGCUGGAGGGACGAGCUCUGCGACCGGCCGUGUCCCGACGGGUCGUACGGGCCGGGCUGCGCCGAGAGCUGCGACUGCGUCAACGCCGCCGGCUGCGACCCCGUGAGCGGCUUCUGCCGCUGCGCCGCAGGCUGGACAGGUGUGCACUGCGACAGUGUGUGUGAGGAGGGACGCUGGGGACCCAACUGCUCCUCCAGCUGCACCUGUGAGAACGGAGGCUCCUGCUCCCCGGAGGACGGAGCCUGUGUGUGCGCGCCCGGCUACCGCGGCACCAACUGUAGACGAGCGUGCCCUCCUGGGUCCUAUGGCCCCCGCUGCAGUCAGUCCUGCCCCCCGUGCGUCCACAGUGAGGGGGCGUGUCAACACGUCAGCGGCCUCUGUGAAUGUCUCUCUGGCUUCUCCGGAUCGCUCUGCAAUCAAGUGUGUCCAGGUGGGCGGUUUGGUAGAGCGUGUGCAGAGCCGUGCUCGUGCACUAACAACAGCACGUGUAAUCCCAUCGACGGCUCCUGUCAGUGCUUCCCGGGAUGGAUCGGAGGGAACUGCUCCCAACCGUGUCCUCAGGGCUCUUGGGGUCCGGACUGCAUCCACACAUGUAACUGUCACAACGGAGCCCAGUGCAGCGCCACAGACGGAGAAUGCGACUGCAGCUCUGGAUGGACGGGACUCUUCUGCACUCAGCGAUGCCCUUCUGGUUUCUAUGGCGACCGCUGUGCUGAAGUGUGCCGCUGUCAGAACGGGGCGGACUGCGACCACAUGGGCGGGCUGUGCUCCUGCAGAACGGGCUUCAUCGGGCUCAGCUGUGAGCUCAAGUGCCCAGCGGGGUCGUUCGGUUACGGCUGCCAGCAGCUGUGUGAGUGCAUGAACAACGCCACCUGCGACUACGUGACGGGCACCUGCUACUGCAGCGCCGGCUUCAAGGGCAUCCGCUGUGACCAGGCGGCUCUGAUGAUGGAGGAACUGAACCCCUACACCAAGAUCAGCCCGGCCCUGGCCUCCGAGCGCCAGUCGGCCGGCGCCGUCCUGGGCAUCGUCUUCCUGCUGCUGCUCAUCACGGCCAUGCUCGGCCUGGCGGUCUGGUUCCGCUACCGGCAGAGAGAGAAAGGCCACCACGUGCCGAGCGUCACCUACACGCCGGCCCUGCACAUCAACUCCACCGACUACUCGCUCUCAGCAGGGCUGCAGUGCACAGGCCUGCUCUCCUCUCCAGAGUCGUCUCCCAGCAGCGGCUCCGUCGGCCGCUGCUUCUCCAACCCCAGCUAUCGAACCCUCGGGCCCUGCAGCUACGCCGCCCACUACGCCAAGCCGGACAAGAGGGGCGUCGCCAAGAAGAAGAAGGAGCGCCACAGGAACAGCGCUCCGGAGUGGGGCGCCUACUGCAACCUCAGCGGCGUUUACUGCAUCGACCGGCGCUUCAGCUACAACGUGGAGCCGCGCUUCAGAGACUUCAUGAAGGGCUCGCUGUCCAGCACCUGCUCCCUGAACAGUGAGAACCCGUACGCCACCAUCAACGACGCGCACGGCGCCGCCAAACACUCCGAGAGCAGCUACGUGGAGAUGAAGUCUCCGGCUCACCGCGAUCACAUGACCCGCUGCUGCUCCGCCGCCAUCGUGGCCGCCAACGCCACCAACGCCACCAACGCCAACGCCACCAACGCCAACGCCACCAAGAACGUCUACGACAUGGAACCGACCGUCAGCAUCCUGCUGGGCCCCGGCGGCUGCCUGCAGGGCCCCGGGUACCCUCAGAACCCGUACGACCUGCCCAGGAACAGCCACAUCCCGAGCCACUACGACCUGCUGCCGAUGCGCCCGAGCCCGUCCCACAGCCACAGCCUGGUCCUGCAGGGCCACGGCCCCCCGGCGGCCGGCAGCCCCACCAGCUCGCUGCUCUAGACCGCCCCGCCUCCCCAGACUGGACCGGUGCUCCCAGAUCGUCCAGAACCAGGGGAACUGGUGUGUGAGAGCGUCUUCUUCUCGACGCCUCGUGUUCGUGUCGUGUUGUGAAUUCCUGCUGAAACGAUGGAAAUAUGAACGCCAUGAACACAAAGAGGACCUUUUGUUUUGUUUUCUGGUCGAGGACAGAGGAGCAGAGGGACUGCUCAUGUGAAGGUUUCUGAGGGGGUUCUGGAGCCAAAGACCAGACCCAGGCCCACUUUGGAUCCACCAAACCUGGACCCUGAAGCAUUACGUCUCCAUUCUGGGGAAAUAUGAAUCUAUAUUCUCCCUUCAGACGUGCUCAGAGCUGCACUUCCUGUACGAUUCUGGUAUUUUUACAUUUCUUAUUUCCUGUUUACAUAUUCAUGGGUCCUGACGGGGGUCCAUAUUUUCUCCCUGAAGUUAUGUUUUUCUAUGUGACCGUAGACCGGGCGCCGUACCGUGCUCCGGUAUUUAGUGUUGUGAUUUCGUUGAGUCGAGCUUUAAUACACGUGCAUGCCAAAGAUUAUUCAAGAUAUCAUAUUUAGCCAGAAAUACCCUCAUCGAGUCCUUUUGGCUCCGGUCUGAAACACGACCGGAAUCAUCUCUGAUUAUUGUUCUUGGUUCCAAUCCAUCGACUCGUCGUUUGGGCUUUUUAAAAACUAUUAAUUGACUCAAUCGUUCCAGCUGUGAUGACAUCACGCGACGGCGUCUUCUUGGAUAGUUAUAUUAAUAUUUAUUUAUAUUGUCAUCGUCUCCAGACAAACACGAAACACGUUCAAUAUUAGUCGACAUGAAAGAACUAUUAAAACAAAAAUGUUCUCUCCGAUAAAUCAGAUGUGACGCGGUGGCCAAACGGUGUAAUUACAACUUCCUGGUCCGUCUCGCCAUUGACUUACAUUGAGAAAGAGACGUGUGCAAAAAAGGUGUGAACACUUAAAUAGCCCUUAUUUAAACGAUUAGGUCCUAAAAGUUGUUGUAGAGUUAUUUAAUUUUCUCUGUUAUGAGAAAUAGAAGCUUGGAGGCGGGGCUAAAGAAAACCUCUUCUUCUUCUUCUUCUUUUUCUUUCUUGCUGAACAGUCGAAUGGAAACAUGUUUAAUGAAUUGAUGUCGUGACAGAAACAAACAUAAUGAAAACGUGUUUCCAGACGUUUCUCACGUCUGAAACGGAUCACACGUGUUGACGUGUUGACUAUAACGUGUUGACAACAACGUGUUGACAACAACGUGUUGACGUGUUGACUAUAACGUGUUGACAACAACGUGUUGACAACAACGUGUUGACAACAACGUGUUGACUAUAACGUGUUGACUAUAACGUGUUGACUAUAACGUGUUGACAACAACGUGUUGACUAUAACGUGUUGACAACAACGUGUUGACAACAACGUGUUGACUAUAACGUGUUGACUAUAACGUGUUGACUAUAACGUGUUGACAACAACGUGUUGACAACAACGUGUUGACAACAACGUGUUGACUAUAACGUGUUGACUAUAACGUGUUGACUAUAACGUGUUGACAACAACGUGUUGACUAUAACGUGUUGACAACAACGUGUUGACUAUAACGUGUUGACAACAACGUGUUGACUAUAACGUGUUGACAACAACGUGUUGACUAUAACGUGUUGACUAUAACGUGUUGACGUGUUGACUAACGUGUUGACAACAGCGUGUUGACGUGUUGACUAUAACGUGUUGAUAACAACGUGUUGACGUGUUGACUAUAACGUGUUGACGUGUUGACAAUCGGACGAGUCUGCUUCCCGACCUUUGUUCCAUUGGCUGGUGUCUUUCCUCCGGCUUCGAUCCCACGUUUCAGCUUCAGUAGAUGUAUCCAGUGCUUUUUGUUUUUCUGCCCUAAACUCAAUAAAGUUGUUGUAGCUCGGG
Messenger RNA from Cyclopterus lumpus (lumpfish), 5360 nucleotides. RefSeq names its product multiple epidermal growth factor-like domains protein 11. The record is from RefSeq and is a predicted model, not a curated record. Gene Ontology annotation, molecular function: protein binding. Gene Ontology annotation, cellular component: membrane. NCBI's taxonomy places the organism in Eukaryota, Metazoa, Chordata, Actinopteri, Perciformes, Cyclopteridae. The transcript is spliced from 25 exons. Bases 1 to 3447 code for a protein of 1148 amino acids.